AUGGUGAGUAACAAAGAGAAAGAAUUAGACUUCAUUAAGCUUCACGAAAUUAGUCUCCACAUCACAAAGGAUUCAAUAAACUCUGACAAGUAUUAUAGAAAAAUAAGAGAGAUCCAGCCAUCUUAUUACAACAUCAUUAUAAUCUACUAUAAGUUCCUAAAAUUCGUAAUCAAUUAUGAAAAUGACUCCCUUAAAGAAUAAAAUGAACUAGGAAUAGUAAUUUAAAAGAGGAGAAUUCAGAAUCUUAGAACUAUGGAAUUUCAAAAUGAUAUUUUCGAUUUAAACAAGAAAAUAGGAAUCGUAGUAUUGAUGAGUGGAAUGAAAAACCUUGGCAGAAUAGGAAUGAUAAACUAUGAAAUAUCUCAAAUCACUAGAUAUAAAGUAGAUAAACUCAAGAACUCCAAUAUAUCACUCCUUUUUCCUAGUGUGAUUGAUGAAAUUACGCACAAUACCUGCUUAGAAUAGUUUUUUAUUGGCAAAAAUUACUCUAGUUUUAUCAACAGCAAAAAAAAUCUAUGGAUCAAGGACUCAAAUGGUUUCGUGAUUUUAGUAGACUUUAUUACUCAACCAUUUUAUGAUUAGAUAAAGGGUUUGCAAUUCAUUGCCUAUAUUAAAGUCUCAGAUCAAAUGAUAAUCAAGGAUUAAGAGUUAUCUGCAAUUGAUAUAUUCACUGUAAUUGUUGAUUAAUUUGGAUAAAUUAAGAACUCUUCAUCAAAUUUUGCUGCUUUAUUAUAAUUCCAAAAUUCUUAAGAUAUGAGAAAUUCAGAUUAAAAUUUCUAUGAAAUGUGUUUUGAUGCCUAAAAAAAUAUCGAGAAUUAACUCAUUUAAGAAGGAAUUUCAACUAUUCUUAAUCUUAAUGAAUAGGAAUUCAACUAUUAAAGUGAUGAUAUUCCUAUGUAAUCUAAUGGGAUGUUUAAAGAGACAGAGAUCAAUGAUUCGGAUAUUGAGGAAAAUGGCGUUAAAAUUUCGUUAGAAAAUAAAAAUAAAAGCAAGAUGUUAUCCCUAAAAGAAUAAUAAUACUCAAAAUAUAAUUUCGUAUCAACAUUCGCAAAGGCAGUUGAUCUUCUUAUCCAUGAUCAAGAAAGUUAGAAAAUAGACUAAAUAGAGGGAAGUUUGCAAUAUGAUGGUUCAGUUACUAACUCUAGUUAAUGGGAAAUUUUAAUUGAUGAGAAUAACUUAUAGAUUGAGGUAGUAAAUUUAAUCAAUUUAUAACCAAACGGAGUUGUUUCUCAUUAUGAUUAUGAUUUAAUACCAGGUAUCUAGCAAUUGAUUUCGAAAGUUUAAAUGCUAAUUGCAAGCUAAAACUAAUCUUGCUUUUGCUAGUUCAGAUAUCAAGACUUCUAAAAAAAUUAUACUUUUAGAGAUUUUGAAAGAGAUUAUUAUUUUGUCGAUAAAAAUGCUGUGAAUACAUUGGGUAAAAGGGUUUUUAAAUUGGGCUAAUAAAUGAUUCAAAGAAUAGUUGAUAGCAUUCUUUCCAGUGUUAAUUAAAACAAUAAAUAACAGAAAAAUGGUAAUUUAAAUGCUAGCAAGAUUAAAGCUAAAUACAGCGAUAUAAUCUCAAAAGAAGUAAACUAUGAAAAUUUUGAUGAUCACAAUUCAUUACUGCAAGACACAGAAAAAGAAUAAGUUAUAGGCGAUGAUGAAAUUCUAGAGCAAUCUAUAAAUGAUAAAAGACAAUUUGAAUCUGAAUCAGGUUCAUAAAUUCAAUAAAUUUCUUAAACAGAUGAGAAAGAAAUGACAUUAGAUUAAAAAUCUCUGAUACAAUUAAAGAAAAAAAAGAGAGAUAACUAUGAGAUUAGACUGCAGGAAAUAAUAUAAGAUAUACAUCAACGAUUUAGAGCUUAAAAGAUAUUAAACGGAAUUAAAAUAAUGAUUUUGUCCUCAAUUUACUGUAUGUUCUUUGUAGCACUAUAUUUGAUUAACAAUGAGGCUAAGGUUCAAACAAAGAAUUCAAUAGAAGCCUUUAAUACAAUCCUUAUGAGAGGACCUUGUCUUUCAUCAGUACCACUAUUUGUGAGGCAAAGAUUAAUCCAAAAUUAAACUGUUUAAGUAGAAUUCCUAAAUAAUUCAAUUGAUGGACUAUUUGAUUUUUGCCAGUAAAACUACAUGAAAAUUAAAGACUUAAGAAAAUCGCAGCCUUUAUCUUUUAGACUUGACAAAAAUCUUGUUAACAAAUAUGAGGAUCAACAACUAUGUGAGAGUUCUGAAAAAAUUAUCCACAAAGAUUAAAACUUAGUAUAGAUAGAACUCUAAGUUUGUAGUCAAAGUAUUAAUGGAAUGCUGAACAAAGGAUUGUCUUAGAGUUAUACCUACUUGAUGGCUGAAUUCAGAAAGUAUCAAAUUUAAUACGAAAAUCUAAGAGCUCCCACUGACUCAGAACUCAAAUCUCUUAUCAAUGAAUGA
Messenger RNA from Stylonychia lemnae, 2403 nucleotides. The record is from the annotation of a GenBank genome assembly. NCBI's taxonomy places the organism in Eukaryota, Ciliophora, Spirotrichea, Sporadotrichida, Oxytrichidae.